Messenger RNA from Serendipita indica DSM 11827, 1722 nucleotides. The record is from the annotation of a GenBank genome assembly. NCBI's taxonomy places the organism in Eukaryota, Fungi, Basidiomycota, Agaricomycetes, Sebacinales, Serendipitaceae.
AUGGCCGAGAGCGAAGAACUGCGCCGAUUCCGAGAAGACUGGAAGCGUGAAGUUCAAGCGAGAACUCAUCCAGAACCCGUCGUUGUGCCGCCUUCGACGUCAAAUACAGAGGCCACGGUGACUCGAGACGCGCUAGACGCGCCUGUUGUGACAAAGUCAGCAGAGCUAGUCGCUCUUGGACCGAUAGUCAAUCCCACUGUAACCAUUACGACGCCGUCAAAUGGCCGCCAAUCUGCCUUGGAGCUCUACGCACAGGCCAUUGGACUCGAGGAACAAGGAGCGCAUGAUGCAGCUGCUCAGCUAUAUCGCAGAGCAUUUAGACUAGAUGGAAAUGUUGACCGCGCAUAUCACAGACUACAGCUACGUCGCGAGCUCGACGUCGGUGGAUUAGUCAACGACGUCGGUGCGCUCAGUCUCGCGUCGGGUGACCAGACGCGCUCAAAUGCAAAGGAUUCAACCGCUAAAUCCCAUAUAACUUCUCAUAUCCAACCUCUGCACGCUUAUGGUACAUUCAGCGCGUCCAAAGGUGCUUUAGCCGACCUCUUGCCGUCGUUCUUAAACGCAAAAUUUGAACCAGAGGACGAACGACAAGCUUUGCAUAUUAAAAAGCUACCAGACGAACUGCUUUUGGCCAUACUCUCCCACUUUAUCGAAACGGCAGAUACACGCGCAAUUGAGCGGUUUGGAAGCGUAUCCAGAAAAGCCCGGCUACUCACGUUGGAACAAGGAAUAUGGAGACAGCUUGUAGAGCGUACCUACGUACCCCCACAGCUCUCCAUAGAUCCACUCGUCCUCCUACCAUCAUUUAGAGAAGACUAUCGCCAGUUUUACAUUCAUCAACCCCGCGUGCGGAUGGACGGCGUAUAUAUUGCCGUCUGCCACUAUGUUCGCACCGGACAUACGGAAAACGCCUGGGUUAACAUUACACACCUCAUCACUUAUCACCGAUAUCUACGCUUCCUUCCUGGUGGCAUUGUCCUGUCCUUACUUUCGUCCGACUCGACCCUCUCGCCCCAGCAAAUCAUCCCAUUGCUCACCCUGGAGAAUGCUACGUUGGCAAGCGGUGGUCAACGAGUCAAAGGGUUGAGUAUGGGCCAAUGGGAGCUACAUACUGUCGACGAGUCUGGAGGGUCCAAGGGCCCGGAUGGUCCGUAUGUGACCAUUGACAAUAUCCUUGAUUCUUCGCAUGGUUCUGCGCCAAAGUAUACAUUCAGCAUGCGGUUAGGGCUACGAUCGAAACCGGUUGGAAGAUGGAACAAGCUGGACAUUCUCAACUAUUCUUCGAUACGAAUAGCAACAGACGAAGAGACGCCAUUGCUGCUCAAGCACGAACGACCGUACUGGUUCUCCAAGAUACACGUUACAUUCAGAAAGCGUUUUCAAGGCGAGAUACGAGCCAAGUUGGCAAUCUCAAACGAAUCCAAAACCGCCCCCACUGGCGUCGCUCCAGGUGGUGGCGUCCAUGGACCUGUCGUGGUGGUUGCCGGCGCCUGCGUAAAGAACGAGGAGAGUUCGUUGGAUGGGAAAGGUGGCCAGUCUGAGGGCCAUGGUGUCGGCCACCCCCAUGGGAAACCAGGAUCGUCCUCGGUAUCCGAUUCUGUAGAAGAAGACGUUUCGCUCGACUCGCUGCUUGUCGACGUAGGAGUCUGGGUUGAGGUCGACGUCGUUUGGCUCGUUUGGGUAGAAGACGAAGAGGAGACAGACGUUGAUGUCGUCGUUUGA